CUGGGUUCCUCAGAGCUGUCAGCGGGCUGCUGCUGCUCGGACUCCGCUGCUGCUGGCUCCACAUGUUGUUUGUCAGCAGUUUGGUGAGGACGAAGUCGAGGUCCGGCAGGAAGGUACAGAGACAAAGAGUACAGGUGGGGGCGGAGGUGAUCCGAGCGGUUACCGUCAGCCGCCAGAUGCGCACAGAAAUCCAGUCGACGAAGAAGACCGUUUGGAAAUAUGCAUGGCUUCAUGGAAUGAGAAUUGUGUCAAAGGUGAUGUGAUCCUGCCAGCAGCGAGUGAAGUUACAAAGUUCAAUCUGCACACUAAAAAGAAGUGCGACAUCUCGCAGUGUUUGAUCGACAGACUCGAUGGCUCAGCUCAGUGUUGUUUCGGGGUCCGUCGGCCUGAUUACUCUCCAGAACCCGCCUGUAAACGCACUGAGUGCAGCGGUGAGGCAGGGCAUCAUUGACACAGUCGAGACAGCACUCCGUGAUCCAAAGGUCAAGUGUGCGGUCAUCUGUGGCCAGAAUGGAGUUUUCUGUGGAGGGGCAGAUAUCAAGGAGUUUGGGACAAAGAUCACGGGGCCUCAUCUGAUACCGAUGAUCCACGCCAUCGAAGCUGGGAACAAGCCAGUGGUGGCGGCCAUAGAGGGGAGCGCUUUAGGCGGAGGCCUCGAGUUGGCGCUUGGCUGUCAUUAUCGAGUCGCACACUCUAAAGCCAGACUGGGGCUUCCAGAGGUGACUCUCGGUCUUCUGCCAGCGGCAGCAGGAAGCCAACGUCUGCCAAGGCUCAUCGGGGUCCCAGCUGCCUUGAACCUCAUCACCACAGGCCGCCAUGUGACUGCUGCCGAGGCACUUCAACUUGGAAUAGUGGAUCAGGUUACUGAUCACGACACCGUGGACGUAGCUGUGAAGUUUGCCCUGAGUGUUGCAGGUCAGUCACUGGAUGCCCGUCGUAUCAGCACUUUCCCGUGCCCGCGCCCGGCUGAAAUGGACGCUCUGUUCGAGGAUGCGAUGCAGAAGGUGCGUAAGAGCGCCCGUGGAGCUAUAGCACCAGUUGCAUGUGUCCAGGCAGUGCGGGCGGCUGCCACCCUGCCUUACGCUGAAGGGCUGGAGCGGGAAAGAGAGCUCAUGGCCACUCUCUUCACCUCCGGCCAGGCCCGAGCGCUGCAGUAUUGCUUCUUUGCACAGAGAGCCGUUGGCAGGUGGAGUACGCCCAGCGGCGCCCGCUGGGACACAAGCAAGCCUGUGCCUGUGCGUAAGGCAGCUGUCAUUGGUCUCGGCACCAUGGGGAGAGGCAUUGCGGUGGCCCUGGCUCAGACGGGGUUGUCUGUGGUUGCUGUUGAGACUGAGGAGAAACAGAUGAUGGAGGCAAAGCAGGCGGUGUCCGGCAUGUUGGAGCGAGGGGCUAAGAGACGCGGCGCGGCUCCUGUGUCUGACAGGAUCAUUUACAGCGGGAACAUCCGGGCUGUGGCAGACGUCGACCUGGUCAUCGAGGCUGUUUUUGAGGACAUGGCCCUGAAGGAGAAACUCUUCCAGCAGCUGUCUGCUGUCUGUAAACCAGGUGCGCUCCUGUGCACCAAUACCUCUGCACUCGAUGUAGACCACCUGGCCUCUCAAACCCGCAACCCGGAGUUGGUGGUCGGGAUGCACUUCUUUGCCCCUGCCCAUGUCAUGAAGCUGCUGGAGGUGGUGUACGGGCGGCGCUCCUCUCCUCAGGCCGUGGCCACCGCCAUGCAGCUGGGGAAGAAAAUGGGCAAGGUGAGCGUGGCUGUGGGGAACUGCCGCGGCUUUGUCGGGAACCGCAUGCUGAAGCCUUACAUUGAGCAAGCUUUCUACCUGUUGGAGGAGGGAGCUACACCCGAGCUGGUAGAUCAAGUGCUGGAGGAGUUUGGUUUCAGCAUGGGUGUGUUCAGGAUGUCUGACCUCUCUGGGCUUGACGUGGGCUGGAGAGUCAGGAAGGGAGACGGGCUGGUGGAGACCGGUUUGGCAUCAGGGCCAUCAGCUAGAGUCCGACAAGGCCGCAGGUACAGCCCACUGGGAGACCUGCUGUGUGAGCAGGGGCGGUUUGGCCAGAAAACGGGCCGGGGAUGGUACCAGUAUGAGAAACCUGGUGGUCGGGUUGCCAGGUCUGAUCCAUGGCUGCACAGCUUUCUUGAGGGAUACCGAGCCCGGCACGGCCUGGUGGCCCGACGCAUAGACCACGAGGAGGUGCUGGAGCGCUGCCUCUAUGCCCUGAUCAACGAGGGCUUCCACAUCCUGGAGGAAGGAAUAGCUGCCGCACCCGAAGACAUCGAUAUCAUCUAUGUGUUUGGCUACGGCUGGCCCAGGCACCGUGGAGGUCCCAUGUUCUACGCUAGCAUGGUGGGUCUGGCGAGGGUCCUGGAGAGGCUGGAGCACUACCACCAGGCUCACCCUGAUGUGCCCCACCUGCAGCCCUGCAGCCUCCUCAGGAGGCUGGUGGCCAGCGGCAGCCCGCCCAUCCACAAGUGGAGAGAAGUCAUCAAGAAACUCCACAGCCAGCUUUAAAUCUCAAACAGUCCAGCUUUAAUCUCUAUCUUAGUUCCAGGGAGAUGUCAAGGGUCUUAUUUUAAAAAGUGCACUAGGUAGUUCCAACCUUUUUAUUUGUUUACACGCUGACAUAAUUGUCUGAUAUAUUUCUAUGUAAAUGAGCCGUCCUGGAGGGGAGUAAGGUCCCCAAAACAUAGUUGAAAGCUAAUAAGGUCGUUACUUAGAAUGGUCAUUCAUCAGGCUUGUUUGGCUCUUUAUUAAUCACAUGAAUGACAUUUUUCUAUUGUAUAUAAAAUUUAUAAAGAUCUAAUCUACAUUUAUCAUCUGCUGCCUCAAUAAAGACCUGUUCCACACACGUAA
This is a messenger RNA of Acanthopagrus latus (yellowfin seabream), 2852 nucleotides long. It is a transcript of the gene ehhadh, whose product is annotated as enoyl-CoA, hydratase/3-hydroxyacyl CoA dehydrogenase. The record is from RefSeq and is a predicted model, not a curated record. Gene Ontology annotation, molecular function: (3S)-3-hydroxyacyl-CoA dehydrogenase (NAD+) activity; NAD+ binding. Gene Ontology annotation, biological process: fatty acid beta-oxidation. Bases 351 to 2510 code for a protein of 719 amino acids. Gene Ontology annotation, cellular component: peroxisome. The transcript is spliced from 8 exons. Lineage: Eukaryota; Metazoa; Chordata; Actinopteri; Spariformes; Sparidae.